CUGAUUUACGAUAAAGCAUUAACAUAAUGUUCCCCAAAAGAUGACGUCAUGAUGUCAAUAAAAUAUCUGGAGGAACACCGUCUUCGAAAAGGACCUUAGAUUCCUCCACGAACGCACGAAGCCGGAACACAGGACUUGGAGAUUUAAGAUGUUCACUCAUCACAAGACGUUAUUUUCUCUGAUGGCAGUUCUCUUGCUCAGCAUUGCUGCCGCAAAGAGUUCACCUGCACCAACAGAUUAUAAUCGGUCCGAUACAGAAGAUAUAGAAACAAAAGAACAGCGGUCUGGGGAGGAAACUGAUGAGAGUACAGAACUGUUUGACGACAAGCAACUGGGCUCAAUGGGAACGCAAGAGUACAGCAAGAAAAGCAUGGACUCAAUAAAUGGCGCAAGGGGAUUCCGUGGUUUUGCAAAGAAACAUUACGAUUCUAUUGGUGGUUCAAGAGGUUUGAUGGGAUUUAACAAGAAAAAUUACGAUUCGAUCGGCGGGUCACGUGGGCUUCAAGGUUUCAAUAAGAGAUACUAUGAUUCAAUUGGCGGAUCACGUGGUUUACAAGGUUUUAAUAAGAAAAAUUAUGAUUCGAUCGGGGGAUCACGUGGUCUCAAAGGUUUCAACAAGAGAUAUGAUUCGAUCGGGGGAUCACGUGGUCUCAAAGGUUUCAACAAGAGAUAUGAUUCUAUAGGUGGAUCACGGGGUCUCCAGGGUUUCAACAAGAAAAACUAUGAUUCGAUUGGCGGUUCGCGUGGCUUUCAAGGUUUCAACAAGAAAAAUUAUGAUUCGAUCAGCGGAUCACGUGGUCUCAAAGGUUUCAACAAGAGAUAUGAUUCGAUUGGCGGAUCACGAGGUCUCCAGGGUUUCAACAAGAAAAAUUAUGAUUCGAUCAGCGGUUCACGUGGUCUCCAGGGUUUCAACAAGAAAAAUUAUGAUUCGAUCGGCGGUUCACGUGGUCUCCAAGGUUUUAACAAGAAAAGCUAUGACUCUAUAAGUGGCUCAAGGGGAUUACAGGGUUUUACAAAGAAAGGUUACGAUUCUAUUUCUGGCUCACGAGGAAUGAAGGGUUUCAAUAAAAGGCAUUAUGACUCCAUUAAUGGUUCAAGAGGGCUAUCUGGUUUCGUUAAAAGAUCAUAUGAUCCUAUUUCUGGAAGUCAUGGCUUUUCUGGAUUUGUCAAAAGAGAAACCAAUACAAACGGCUCGAAAAAUUCCGAAUCCUUUUAAAGAUUUUAUAUAAUGAAUCGUACCUAAUAAUGUCACUCUUGAUCUGUAUGACUAAAUUAAGGGAAAAUUAUGUGUCAUGAUUUGCUAUAAAUGGAUAAAACGUUUAGGAAAAUAUUUGAUAUUAUAAUGAACCAUAUGCAUAUUAUACUGACUACUGGACUAAAGUGUAUUUAAGGAAAAGUAAACUAGAAUGCAAGUAUCACCUAGGCCUGCCUAAAGUUUCGGAUACUUUUAAAUAUAUGUAUGAAGAUUAAACCAAUCUGACUUUUGACUGUGUCUUGAAUUCGCGGACAGGUUAUAACGGUUUGCAGGCAAAGCAUGUAAUUAUCGUUACCCGAUUUUCAAUUCAAAUUAUUAUAUAAAAUGUUAAUAUGUUUACUAUUUCCAUAGAUAUAUUUUGUGUUGAAUAACUGCAAUCGUUCCGUCGUUUUCUGGUUUGUAUUAAAACAAAUAACAUUAAAAUAUGCAGAAUUGUGUGAUACAAUGUAGAUUGCGUGUCCCUGCUUUUUAUAUUGUUCGGUUUUCUUUCAAUGAAAUUUUU
Magallana angulata is the source of this 1757-nucleotide messenger RNA. Its product is annotated as inner ear-specific collagen-like. The transcript has 3 exons. The coding region runs from base 149 to 1216 and encodes 355 amino acids. Lineage: Eukaryota; Metazoa; Mollusca; Bivalvia; Ostreida; Ostreidae. The record is from RefSeq and is a predicted model, not a curated record.